This is a messenger RNA of Linum trigynum, 948 nucleotides long. The record is from the annotation of a GenBank genome assembly. NCBI's taxonomy places the organism in Eukaryota, Viridiplantae, Streptophyta, Magnoliopsida, Malpighiales, Linaceae.
UUAUAACCGAACUGGAUCUCCGUUCGUCGCCCUCACGCGAAGACUGCGAUUCCCGCCGUCAGUCCCCUUCCUUCCCAGACAGCAAUCAGAGAUUUCGGUCGCCAUGGAUCCUCAGCCAGAGCCAGUCAGCUACAUCUGUGGAGAUUGUGGGACGGAGAACACUCUGAAGCCCGGCGAUGUCAUCCAGUGCCGAGAGUGCGGUUAUCGUAUCCUCUACAAGAAGCGCACCCGCCGAAGUAAUUCUUCUUUCCCUUUGCCCUACUCUAUUUCAAUCGCGAGAAAUAGGGUUGAUGUGCUAUCCUUGGGUUUAAUUCUCGCUCUCAAUCACUACUCCACUGGUCGUGAACUCGUGAUUCAAGUGAUGCUCCCUUUUUGGGCUCUUUUGUUUUAUUGGUAGGAUGGAGGAUUCCCUAUCUCCAUUCCUAUAUCGCCCAUGCUUGUAGGCUCAUCUUUUCACCGCAUUACAAUCUGAGAAAGUGUAAUUGGAGAAAUCUGAAUGCUAAAGGUUGUGACUUGGGUUACCUUGACAGAUAUUAAGCUGUACACUGUAUCUCCUAUCGUGAUGAGAUACUUUUCAUCCUUUUUUUUUUCUUCUUUUUUUGGGGGGACAAAAGACACUUUCCGAAUUUCGUCAUUGCUACCUCUAAAUAAGCACACACUUUGGGGUUUCAAGUAGCGAUGGGAGUGCGAAAGCAUUUUGUACUGUUCCUGGUUGUUGUUCUGCAUUUUAGUUCACGCCAUCUUACUGACAAAGUUCUUUCACAUUGCUGCUCAAUGAUUCUAACACAGCAUCUGUGUGCUUUUGGUUGCAGUUGUUCAGUACGAGGCACGCUAGAGAACGAUUCUUCACUUGCUGAUGACUGUGUUUACUUGAGUUGUUUGUGAUAAUCUGAAAGGGCUAUGUUUGCCAGUAACUAAGACAAUAUAUAAUGAAUAUAUUGAUGUUGG